This is a messenger RNA of Haliaeetus leucocephalus (bald eagle), 4794 nucleotides long. RefSeq names its product solute carrier family 2 (facilitated glucose transporter), member 8 (gene SLC2A8). The record is from RefSeq and is a predicted model, not a curated record. Gene Ontology annotation, biological process: transmembrane transport. Gene Ontology annotation, cellular component: membrane. The coding region runs from base 45 to 1493 and encodes 482 amino acids. Lineage: Eukaryota; Metazoa; Chordata; Aves; Accipitriformes; Accipitridae. Gene Ontology annotation, molecular function: transmembrane transporter activity. The transcript has 10 exons.
GUGGCUGGGGCUGGCCGCGCCGAGGCGCUCCCCGCAGGCAGAACAUGGCUGCAGAGGAGUCUCGCUGCCUGCUGGGCCACGCCGCUUCGGACUCUUGCCCCAGGGUGCAGAACAAGAAGCUGUACCUGGCCACGUUCGCUGCUGUCCUGGGACCCCUGAGCUUUGGCUUCGUGCUAGGCUAUAGCUCACCUGUUAUUCCAGAGCUGAGGAAGAUCAGCGAUCCUAAAUUAAGAAUGGACAGCAGUCAAGCCUCGUGGUUUGGGUCAGUAGUAACAUUAGGAGCUGCUGCCGGAGGAAUACUAGGAGGCUAUCUUGUGGAUAAAGUUGGGAGAAAGCUGAGUCUAAUGCUGUGCUCAAUACCAUACGUUUUUGGAUAUAUAGUUAUUAUAUCUGCUCAGAAUGUUUGGAUGCUUUAUUUUGGACGAACGCUGACAGGCUUAGCCAGUGGAAUUACUUCGCUUGUCGUUCCAGUGUAUAUAUCUGAAGUAUCACAUCCUAAAGUCCGUGGUAUGCUUGGCUCUUGUGUUCAGUUGAUGGUGGUGACUGGCAUACUGGGAGCCUACAUUGCAGGAGUAACACUGAAAUGGCGCUGGCUAGCAGUGUUGUGUUCUUUUCCAUCCUGCAUAAUGCUGUUGUUCAUGUCCUUCAUGCCUGAAACACCAAGAUUUCUGCUGAAUCGGAGCAAACGCUCAGAAGCCAUAGCCUCUUUGCGCUUUCUGCGGGGACCACAUGUGGACCAUGAAUGGGAAUGUAGGCAGAUUGAAGCUGGUGUUCAGGAAGAGGGACUGAAUCCCUCUGAAUUUAAGAACCCCUCAAUCUACAGGCCACUUCUUAUUGGUGUGGCUCUCAUGUUCUUCCAGCAAGUAACAGGCAUUAAUGCAGUUAUGUUUUAUGCAGAAACUAUCUUUGAAGAUGCAAACGUCAAGGACAGCAGAAUGGCUUCUGUUGUUGUGGGUUCCAUACAAGUAUGUUUCACUGCUGUGGCUGCACUUACCAUAGAUAAAACUGGACGAAAAGUGCUGCUUUACAUAUCUGGGAUAAUCAUGGCGCUCAGUACUGCAUUGUUUGGGCUUUACUUUAAAAUGGUCCUUUCAAAUCGAAACAACUCAUCAAAUCCUGAUACAUGGUUCACUCUAAAUUCAGCAUCCCCAGGAACAGAAAGCGGCAUAUCCUGGCUUGCAGUAGUGAGCCUAGGGCUCUUCGUUGCUGGUUUUGCCCUUGGCUGGGGUCCCGUUCCAUGGCUGCUGAUAUCCGAAAUCUUCCCACUUAAAGCUAGAGGCAUAUUGAGUGGUGCUUGUGUGUUAACAAACUGGGUUAUGGCCUUCUUGGUAACCAAAGAAUUUCAUGAUUUUAUAGGUUUCUUAACAUCCUCUGGCACGUUCUGGCUCUUCUCAGCAUUCUGCUGCCUCAAUAUAACUUUUACAGCCUUUUAUGUUCCUGAAACAAAAGGACGGACCCUGGAACAAAUUGAGGCCUACUUCAGAAGAUCUUAAUCCUAAGGCUUUUUAUGUUGAUAUGAAACCUUCAUAUCAUGAAUUAUGGUGCUAUGGUUGAAAUUAACUGGCACAUAUCUCAGUUACUAAACUUGCCAUCAAAUAAUUUUAAUGAAUUUUGUAAAACCUGAAUUCUGUUUUUUAAAAACUAUCUAUGGGGAUCUGCAUAGACUUCUGCAUACUCCCUGUAGUAAAUCUCCCUUGUGCAGGGAGAUUUUUCUUCAAUACCUGUGUCCUUUUCACCUAGUACAGACUGACUAUAAUGGCCAAGUAAGAACAUUAAAUGUAUUGGCCAGUAUCUUUUUUCCAAGAUGUAAAUUAAGAUCUAAUUUUGUAAAUAAAUAAAUUUCCAUGGUCCAAUUUUACCUUUCUCUUAUGGUACAUGUUACAGUGAAGAAAUUAAUGAUGUAGCCUGGCUAAUGUUAAUUUCAGAGAGCAAUACUUUACCUUUGUGUUGCUGUUAACUAUUUUGGGGAUGCCUGAGCACAGAACAAGUGUUGGUCCCAACUGGAGAUGAAUGCUUGGCUUUCAUGGGUGUUAAGUGUUAAAAGUUGCCAUUAUUUUUUUCUAUUGCUGUCAAGGGGGCUAGGAAUGCAUUUAAAUCACAAGAAGGGUUGUAGCUCUUAAGAGAAUGUAUUUUAGAAUUCAGGAAAGAGCAUUGUUUUUCAAAAGGAAUUACAAGGUCUUGGAGACAGCAAGAAUAUACUCUUAGUCAGAAAAGGAGAAAAACUAUCUUUUGUAGUGUUAAUUUAAGGGGUAGAGAUCAGCAACUGGAGCAGGUCUCUGAAAGUCUAAAUGAUACCUGGAAACAAACCAAUGCUGGAUAUAGUUCUUGUCAAAGAUGGGUAAUGCGUAAGACACAAACACCAACGUCACAGGUAUGAUACAGCACUUAAAUGAAUGACAUCUCUGAAACAAAAUUUCUAGAGAACUCAAAUGGAAACAGUAAUCCAGAGCUGUCUGCAAUAGUGUACUACCUCCUGUAUUUUAGUUUCUUGUCUGAUGAACCAAAUUUGGAAAAGGCAGUAGUUCUGCAUGUGUGAAAGAAGUGAGGUCAAAUUUAUGGUAUAUUACAUAUGAAGGAAUAAAUCAUCUGUUACUCCUUCACAAAGGUGAUAAAUGGCACUUAAAACAGUUCCAGCUGUGAUAGGACUGUUUCUAUUUGGAUGUCACAUCUAAAACACAAACCAUAUACACUAUCACAUGACAUUAAAAACAAUGGUAAUACAUUGGCAUUUAAGACAAGUGGUAGAUAAAGAGUUUUUGAUCACAAACAUAGCAACAGUCUUAACAAUAUGCAAUUAUUAAAUUACAAAGCAGCUGACAUUCCAGGUUGAUAACACUUUUUGCAUAAACCUUUAGAGACAUCACAUUUUCCAUUCAACCAGCUAAAUACCUAAUAAAUAGAGCUAUAAAUAAAUAUGCAGAAAAUAAUCUCUUAAAUUUUCUCUUUAAAUCAUGUGCUAAUAUCAUGAUUUCCAGUAGCAAACAGGAGUCAGUCAGUUGCAGGUCAGCAACAAAGUGAAGCAGCUAGGCAGUAUACAGGGUGGUGAAGUUGCUGUGCUCAACUAGUAAGAGUAAAAAUACUUUCUAACCUGCAUGCAAGUACAGAUGUUUGCUGCAUACUGUUAUAUAAGCUUUCCUGUAUUGUUAAUAAGAAGUUUUCAGGGUAUAAUUUAUUCCUCUGCAAAAUCAGGCUAAGCCUACCUGAGAAAAUACUGCUUUAACAGAAUUAGCAAGCACUGUGCAUAUGAACCAUGACAUCAAAUUGUUAAUAAUGACAAUACUGGGGUGCUCAUUUUCAUACAGAGAAGGCAACAAAAAAUGAUUCUUAAUUCCUGCCCCCACCCUGCCCAAGAUCACAUUACUUCGGAUUCCUAUAUAUGCUUAGGACUUUUAAUCCUUUGAAACUUGUGGUAGAAAUAUAUGUAUAUACAUAUAUAAUCUUUUGGGUUUGGAUGUGGUUUUUAAUCUCAAAUGCAGACUAAGCAAACAGCUCUGGAGAAGCUGCUGCAUCUGCAAGCACAAGUUAUAGACCCACACCUUUAGGAAAACAUGCAUGAGCUUGAAUCCGUGGCUUGGUCAAAUAUACCUACAACAGCAGAAAGUAAAUGUCAGGAGCAGCAACCUUAACCAUAUGUAACUGGUUAUGUAAUAGUGUUAUACUUCAUGUGGGUGCUACCUGUCCCCUGCCCUGUUUAAAUACUUAGUUGACUGGCCUAGUACUAAAAAAAAUAAAUAUAUAUAUAUACAUAUACAUACAUAUUUUAAUUUGAAUGUACCCAUCAAUUACAAAUGCUUGGACAUGUAUAGAAAUAGUCACAUGAAGGCAGACGGCAAACCUGCUAUUCAUUCUGGGUGCCACUUGCCUCCUGAAUGUCAUGCAUCACAAAAAAUACGCCAAACACCAAACACCAACAAAACCCAAACGCCCCACGCCCCCCCAAGAAACCAAACCAAAAAACCCCCACCCCCCAGCUCCAAACCAGGAAAGCAUUGGCAUCAGAACAGGCUGUACUUGAUCCUUGCACACCAGGUAACCGAAGGUAUUCCUACAUCUGUUCAACCUAGAGUCCAGAUCUCUCACUACCAUGAAUAUAACCUAGCCCUUUCAAAUUGCAUGGGGGUCUUUAUCUCUCCUUAGAGAGAAGUAUUUUGUAACUCUCAUUUAUAAAAUUUAUGUAUGUAUGUGCACUGCAUUGCCACUAGAAGGGCAAGCUGGACAGAAAUGAUUGUUAGUCUGCAACAGUUCCUAAAGCCCAAACUGUAGAUUCAAAGAUUAUCUUUUCUCUCAUCUAUGAGAUGGUCAGCCAACGGCAAGAAUGCAGGCUAAAGGCAGCUUUAGCAUAAGAUGUGGAAGUAGUAAGGAUUGUGCUUAGGGUGGACAUGGCUCCAAUUUGUGCCCAAGACUACUUUCUGAGUUUUAAUGAGUAGAUGCACACACAUGCUGGAAAAGCAGAAGGGAAACAACAUGGCUCUAAGGUUGGAGUGAACGACAAUUACAGAGCUGUCCAUCCCAGUAGCCUUCCAACAAGCCUCGUCAUUUUACACCGGUCUGAAGCAGGAGAGGUUGCAUAGGUGUACAAAAACCUUGCCCUUUAUAAAUGAUGCACAAGAGCUUAUAAAUCAAUACUACCAGCUGGCUUUUGUUUUGAUUUUAAUUAGCAGUCUGAAUGGUAUGGAUCUAAGACAAUAGUAUGAGAGGAACAAUGGCUAGAAGUUAGUUCAGAGGAUGCUAGCUCAUCACACUAAGAAGAGGCAUGUAACUCAUGGCAGUCUGAUGAGUCUGUCAAGAGCCCAC